AUGACGAGCAUGAGCUGGACCGCUUUGCUGAGGUCUUCUAUCAUCGCCUUCUGUCAAGAGCUCCAACAUAUAAAAGAGCCAGAUGCGGUGCUCAGAGAAGAGCUGGCUGUAGUUGAAGAUCGUUCGAGGAGGAGGCUCGAAAAUUUCGCACUGCAUCCAACGUUUGACGGCGUACCUAGCCUCCAAGAAGAGCUACUUGCAGAUGGUCGGCAUAUGAGAGACCUCGAGCUCGCGCACGUGGCUUCCAGGGCCCAGAGGCUUGAGUUAUAUGACGAAGCAAUGGAAGAACUAACCGGAAGGAUGCUAAGGGAACAGUUCGAUAUCUUGGGCCUAGCGAUGAUACAGAAGUUGGUACCAGGGUUAUCUGUAUCCCUAAACCAGGAUGAAGACGACUCUAUCCUUCCUUGUCCCGAUGAUGAGCAACCGUCGGCCUCUGAGUGCCAGCCGAACAAUGUAGCGGCGGGAGAUGCACAUGUGCAGGCUCCCGAUCAUGAAACAAGAUGGGACGACGAGUCCAGUCAGACGGUCCGGCCAACGGCAAACACAUCCGUGACGUGGUGUACUUUGCGCAGGAGAGAUCAAGCUGAUCCCCACGGCAAUAGCGGUCGGGAGCGGAUUUAUCGCGCGAUGACGAGACGAGCAUCCCUCAAACAGAGAAGAGCGAGGCACCACCGUGAAAAUUCGCCAUCGCCACUUGCUACCGAAGUUCAAGUGCUGCAUCAACACGACGAUUCUGAAAAGGCCCUGAUCCGUAAGAGAGGUAACACCUUAUGCAACAAGGCUAUGAACAUGGGAGUUGAUGGACACACCACCUGCAUACUGGUCUUCAAGAAUCCAGUUCACGACGAGUGGGUGUCUGCGGGACACAUACCGGAAGGUCAAACGAUCCCAAGCCUUGACGCUAUAGUAAGUAUUGCCGUAGCCACGCUCUUCCUGUCUUUGACUUACAGUAGAAACAGGUAGCCGAGCAUAUGGGACGUCGUCAAGAGGCCGGAACAGACUCGCCCUCCAUCAAAGUUGAGAACAGUAGCCCAAACACCGCAAUGGGAAGAGAACGGGAUUACAUGAACAUGAUUGUACACGAGGGCAUAGGUUGUGCAAAGUAAUGAUGGAUGGAUCAUGCUCACCUGGAGGAUGGGCGAGCGG
Fusarium redolens is the source of this 1146-nucleotide messenger RNA. RefSeq lists its product as uncharacterized. The transcript has 2 exons. Lineage: Eukaryota; Fungi; Ascomycota; Sordariomycetes; Hypocreales; Nectriaceae. The record is from RefSeq and is a predicted model, not a curated record. The coding region runs from base 1 to 963 and encodes 320 amino acids.